AUGCUCAAAAGCCCCAGAUUUCUUCAAAGUGUGAAGACAGAAAAAUUCCAGUCCACAAUUUCAUCCCCUGCGGCUGUGCUGGCCGGGACGCCUCCUGGUGGAAGGGCGCAAUUACCUGCACUGCGGAAACCCCUCACCUCUGCAAAGGAAGAGGACUCCAUGGCCCUUCGCACGCAUCCUGACAGCAGCUGGGGAUGGAUGGUAGUCCUGGCAGGUUUUGUGCAAACGGCCCUGGUCUUUGGGGUGAUCCGCUCCUUCGGGAUCUUCUUCGUCGAGUUUGUGGCUCACUUCAAGGAAUCCACCAGCACCGUCUCCUGGGCCCUCUCUCUUGGGGUCGCCAUCCUGCAAUUUGCGAAUCAGGGGAGGCUCCGGAGUUGUGGGCGGGCGGGCGUUGCUCAGGAGGUGCGCAAGGCGCACGGUUUCUCUGCCAGGCAAGGUCCGAUGGGGUGCGCUCUCAGCGCCCGGUACGGGGCACGCCCAGUGGUGAUGGCCGGAGGCCUUCUCGCUAGCCUAGGUUUGCUGCUGGCUUCGUUCUCCGUCAAGAUCUCUCACCUUUACCUGAGCAUCGGCCUCAUCUCAGGGUUCGGCUGGGCCUUGGUGUUCACCCCUUCCACGGCCGCCGUCUCCGAGUAUUUCCAGAAGCGCCAGGCUCUGGCCAUGGGCCUGGCGGUCUCGGGCGCCGGCGUCUCCUCACUGGUCUUCUCCCCGCUCUUCCAGCUCCUGGCGGACUCGUAUGGCUGGCGAGGGGCGCUGCUGGUGGUCUCGGCGAUGUCCCUCAACCUGGUGGUGUCCGCCGCGCUUCUGAGGCCCUUGACCGGGGAGGGAGACGGACAGCCGGACGUCCAGGCCCAGGAUUCAAAAUGGCGGCAGACAUUGGCUUCCCUCUUCGCCCUGGAGCUACUCCGCCACGGAGGCUUCCUGCGCUAUGUCUUGGCCUUCGUCCUGGUCGACGCCGGCUACUUCGUCCCCUAUGCUCACCUGGUGGCCCACGCCAGGGAAGAGGGCUGCGACGAAUACCAAGCCGCCUUUAUCAUGGCCGCCGCUGCCGUGGCGGACAUGUUUGGCCGGAUUUGGGCUGGCUGGCUGGCAGAUACCGCCGUCUUCUGCCGCCUCGUCCACCAUCUGACCCUCUGGACUCUCCUCACGGGGGUCUCACUCGCUCUGGUGCCCCUGGGCCACGGCUUCGCCGCCCUGGUGUCCCUCGGCCUCUGCUACGGGUUCUUCGCCGGUGCCCUCGUCCCUCUCCAGUUCGCCAGCCUGGCAGAAAUUGUGGGUGCCGACUUGGUGCUGGGGGGUAUCGGCCUCAUGCACAUGUUGGAGAGCGUGGGGGCUCUGGUGGGGACUCCUCUGUCAGGCUGGCUGAGAGACAUCACGGGGAAUUACACCGCCUCCUUCCUCACGGCUGGAGCGUUUCUCCUGGCAGGCAGCGCGAUCCUUCUCACCUUGCCGGACUACUUCUCCUGCUCCCGGCCAUCGCAGACCAAGGCAGAGACCCUCACGGGACCCCCAGACCACCAGGCCUUCGAAUUAAGGGGUCUGCCCCAACAAGACAGAGCGUGAGGCGGAGACAGGUUAGCCGAUCGCACUUGC
Molecule: messenger RNA, 1590 nt
Organism: Podarcis raffonei (Aeolian wall lizard)
Lineage: Eukaryota; Metazoa; Chordata; Lepidosauria; Squamata; Lacertidae
Product: monocarboxylate transporter 13-like
Exons: 7
Coding region: 1-1560 (519 amino acids)
Biological process (GO): monocarboxylic acid transport; transmembrane transport
Molecular function (GO): monocarboxylic acid transmembrane transporter activity
Source: RefSeq, a predicted model, not a curated record